CAGGGACAACGCAAUACUUGAAAUCAUUUAUUUAGGACUGCAACCUUUUCACGUGGUAUGAGGUUAAAUGGUGGAAAUUCAAUUAAAGCAUUACUCCUGUUCUUCGAGAGAAUGUAAAUAAAGAUCUUCCCGCACUUGACAUCUGACACCCACUUAACAGUGUGAGAUUUCAUCACUGAGAACUGAGCUUCACCUUCAGACAGAGACACUGAGUAACAUAAUAAGAGGCCGUGUUAAAAAAACACAACAACACAAACAGCUCGUAUGGUUUAGGCUGUGCUUAUACGGCUAUAUUUCCUCAAACUGAGAAGUCUAGCAAACCGUUGCUACAACUAAAAGCGCGUCCAUGGUUUCAUUGAAAGUCGAGGGUGUGAAUGGUGGGCUUUUACUAGCAGUAUAAAUACAAAGAGCGCAGCCGCUGCUGGAUUAAGUGCGCCGGGACGUCCUGAAGCAGGAUUACAGCAGCAGAUCUGCAGCGAUGGCUGACACUUUACGAAGACUGGUCAACUCAUCUCCGUACGGCGUUUUGCAGGACAAACUGGAGGCUUGGUACAAAGACUAUCACGUGUUCUCUUGUGACCAGAACCUGAAUAGGUGCUGUGAGCUAGUGGAGCUUACCUCUAAAAUCCAGGGGCAACUGUUCACCAUUCUCAACCUUACGGCACAAGAAGGAGGACAUUAUUCAGGCGUUGACACGCUGAAAUCUCGCCUUUUACCAUGGCUUGGCUCUUGCUUCACCAUUGCGGCUUCGUCUGUCUCCGCAGAUACCAGCCUUAGCCUCAUUCAGGAAUCAAUGGAGAAAGAUCGGAAGAUUCGUGAGCUAUCAUCAGUUCAUGACAGCGACAUGCAGAAAAUUGAAGACAAGCUGUGUUCUACACGUAUGGAGUUGGACACAGUUAAACAGGAGCUUGCUGAAACCCAGAUCGAACUGGACUCCACAAAGAAUAAAUCUGCAACUACACUCCUGGCCACAGAAGAUGAAAUAUUACAUCUAAAGGCAGAGUUGCGAGUUGCUCAGGAUCAGGUUGAUCUGUAUAAGAGAAAGCUGGAUGUACUUGAUGACUAUGAGAGGCAGGUCAGAAUCCUACGAGACGAGAUCUCGUUUCUCACCGCUGAAAAAACUGUUCUACAGGAGAGACUGGUCAGAAGCCGUUCCCCUAGUCCUCUUCCCCGUCGGAGUCGCUCCAUGAGCCCGGUGAGGGGUGAGUCUCCUACACGUGCACAGCUUACCAGUUCCUCUAGACACGCACGACUGGUGUCCCGUUUCUCAGACCUGUACGCCACUGAGAGACUGGAGUCCCAGAGUCUCCUGCGCAGGUAUAUCGACGACCUGGAAACAGUCCAGAGGAUCCUUUUUAUCGGUGUUGUGGAAUCAUUUCAGGCUGCUAAAAUGGCCUAUCGUCAGUUUAAAGCACGCGUGAGGAAGACACUUUCCUCCACUCACAUUGGCCCUGAGAGUCUGGAGGAUGCAGUGGUGGAUUACAUUGUGAGAAACCUGGAUCUGUAUGAUGUGCAGACGAGCGUUAAUGAUGUGAUCAACGCGAUGAAUGUAAACCCACGCAUCUCUUUCCCUCCGGAGGUGGACUUUGUUCUGAUCAGUAGCUUCAUUAGGGAAGCAUGUCGAGUAGCUUUUGCUAUGCAGACUCUGGACCCAGCGCUGGACCUGGCCUUCAGCUCAGAUGGAGAACUCUACAGUGACGUUAAGUACAGGCGCAGCUUUGACUCGGAGUUCACCGCUCCGCUUGUGGCGUAUCACGUGUGGCCCGCUCUGUUGGAGGGAGACACCGUCAUACUGAAGGGAGAGGCGGUCACUAAGAGAGGAGCUCUGUGGAGAAGCACGAGUCGUAGCUCCAGUCCUGUCCGCUCUCGCUCAGGAAGCCCCAGCCGCACAUUUAUCGAAGUCGUAGUCGAAGCCCUUCUCCCGGACGGCUCUCAAGUAAUCGACUUUAAAGUUUGAUACCUGACCAUACUUCACGCUACAGAACCAAACAGAAGAAGAAGAAAAAAAAAAUCCAGUUUGAACAUAAUUUAUCUAUGUGUGGGAUGUAUUAGAAUCUAAAGUGGAAAGUAAUUACCUUCAUUACUGACUCGGUACUUAUGAAGAGUGGAGUCAUUUGUCAUUUUUAAACAGAAAGCACUAUUUACAAGCUCAAAACUAACAUUUUCUGAGUGGACUGCACUUGAUUUGAUUGACCAGUUAAACCUUAAUUAUAUUCCACCAGCACCGUGAAUAUGCAUUAUACUGAUCUGUGACUCAAAGUGAGGGAGUUUUACUCAGUGAGUCUAACAAAACCAUUGCACAUCACACCACUACUUUUUAAAUCCAAAUGUUAACUUUCGAAGGGUGGUGUAUGUACUUGUUAAGGUGCUCUGUUUGUCUGUGAUAACUGGACAAGUCAUUUAAGGUGCUAUUCUUUCUAUUUUUUUAGUAUGCAGUGUUUUCAUAUAUAUCUACGUGGUUUUUGUUUAUCUAUAAGAAAUAGAAAAUCUGUUGUCUUCUAAGUCACACCUGCACACCAGCACUUUUGUUGUUCAGAUUACCUGGAGAAUAUUAAUUGGCUCUUUUGUAAUGAGAUCUGUAUUUUUAUCAUCACAAGUGCUGUACGCAAAGUUUUUCUACUGAACUAUCAUUCAUUCGUUUCUUCUAUGUAUACAUCAUUUGUAGACACUACAAGAAUCUUGACAGAAUGCAUUGAAUGAUUUCCCCUUUAAAAGACACUUUUAAUGUAAAAUGUAUUUUUGUCCUAAUGUUGGUGCUAUUGUUUUAACUUUGGUAUAAAAGAAUCAGACUGCAGUGUUUUACAGUAUACAAUAUAAGUUUAAGGUGCUCGGUCUGUUCCCUAAUUUUGUCAUGUUUACUUAAAUCACUUAUUAAAUUUGUCCAAACAUAAAGAUAUGCGAAUGUGAAUCAUUAGUGACAGACCUAAAACUGGUUUGGUUUUAAACUGUUAAACAUAUCAUAGUCAUAAAAUAAUUGUUUAUCUGAGUGCACAUAAUA
Puntigrus tetrazona (Sumatra barb) is the source of this 2998-nucleotide messenger RNA. It is a transcript of the gene spata18, whose product is annotated as spermatogenesis associated 18. NCBI's taxonomy places the organism in Eukaryota, Metazoa, Chordata, Actinopteri, Cypriniformes, Cyprinidae. The transcript has 12 exons. Gene Ontology annotation, cellular component: mitochondrial outer membrane. The record is from RefSeq and is a predicted model, not a curated record. Gene Ontology annotation, biological process: mitochondrial protein catabolic process; mitophagy by internal vacuole formation. The coding region runs from base 479 to 1957 and encodes 492 amino acids.